AGCUUCUGGGAGGUGAUCCUACCUCACGGGGUAGACUGACUGGGAACUCCAGUGUAGACUGGGGGUAACAGUGAGUACACAGUAGGUCACCCCUGGAGAACUUGACCUUAAUGAUGGGUUGAAAAACAACACCUGAAAAGCCUUGAGAUCAUGGAAGCCAAGAGGGUCCUCCAUUUUGUGCCAUCCGAGGCCCCUGCCACCGGGAGGUCGAAGAAUGGAUAUGUUUUCCAAGAGAUGGAACUGUCACCUGAGGAGCAGGAAGACUGCGCUGAGGAGAAAGACUCCCCAACUCAUAAGGACCACAACGUUGACAGUCAGAAUCAGACUGGACUCUCAGAUCCUGACAGCUCUGGGUUUGGGCUCCUGAACACAACAAGAAAAUAUGUGAAGCCCAUGAACUUCCAGGAGGAAGUACGUGCGCAUAGAGACCUGGACGACUUCCUGGCCCAGGCCAGCAUCCUAUUGGACGAGAAGGCAGCCACACUGGACGAGGUUCUGAGGCGCAUGCUGAGCCGUGUAACGGAGGAGGAGCACGUAAGCUGUGACAUGGAUGAGGUCAUGAGAUCUCUGUUCGCAGACGCCGGGGGGAACAAGGUCAAUGUCCACCUGUUGACAGAGACCAUACAGGGAGUAAGCGCUACUGCUACGGGUGUCCGAUACCAGCAGUCAUGGCUCUGUAUCCUCUCCAACGUGCGCAGCCUCCAGAGGCGUCAGGUGUGCAUCGCCCGUCUAGAACGCCCGCAGAACUGGGGGGUGAACUGCCGUGAAGCUCGCUACGUCAUCCUCAUCCUCGCUCCACCCAGAACGAAAAGCACUAAAACAGCCAUUGAGCUGGGCAGGACGUUCGCCACCAUGUUCUCAGACAUCUCCUUCAGACAGAAGCUUCUGCAAACCAAGACCCAGGAGGAGUUCAAACAGGAACUGGUGUACCAGAGGCAGCAACUUUCCAUCGCCUGUGAGAAACCAGCCACCGAGGAUGCAGACAUGGGCAGCAACAAACCUCUUCAGUGUCUAGACUUCUUUAAAGCUGGCAGGGGAAUCUAUGAGGAUCUCCGUCGAAGACUCCCCCUCUACCCCUCAGACUUCACAGACGGUAUUGUUGGGAAAGACUGCUCCCUGUUGAAGUACACCACCACCGCCAUCUUUCUGUACGUUGCCAUUCUACUUCCUGCCAUAGCCUUUGGUUCUCUGAAUGAUGAGAGCACAAGGGGAGAGAUAGAUGUCCAGAAGACCAUCGUUGGCCAGAGCAUUGGAGGAGUCAUCUACUCUCUGUUUGCUGGCGCUCCUCUAGUCAUCCCCCUGACCACUGCACCCCUGGCCAUCUUCAUUAGCGUGGUCAGAGGAAUCUGCGAUGAAUAUGAUCUGGACUUCCCAGCGUUCUACGCCUGCAUCGGCCUGUGGAACAGCCUCUUCCUCAUCCUGGGUGGUCUCUUCAACGUCAGCCUGCUGAUGAAGCUAUUCAAACGUUCCACAGAGGAAGUCAUUGCGCUGUUCAUAUCCAUAGCUUUCGUCGGGGAUGCCGUGAAAGGAACCGUCAAAAUCUUUAAGCACUUCUACCACGAUCCUACUCUGGCCACAGUCAACGGCACAGCAGUGCUUCAGCAGAUCCAGGAGCUGCUCGAGAAGGCUGCUCACGCUGGUAAUGGAACAGGGCCCUUGCUUGGUAAUGGAACGGGGCCCCUGGUAGAGCAUGUGUCUGUGUUCCUGCCCAAGACCCUGGUGCUGUGUACCAGAGAGAGGCCUGUUCUCUGUCUCCUGCUCAUGCUGGGGACCCUGUGGCUGGGGUACACCCUCUACCUCAUUAAAAGGAGCCCCUAUCUGAAUGGCAAAGUGAGAGAGGUGGUGUCGGACUGCGCCCUGCCCAUCUCUGUGCUAGUUUGCUCCUUCAUCGGCUCCUACCUGUUCCUCGACAUAGAACUUCCUGUGUUCAACGUCCACAACGGCCCCGUGUUCAACUUCGCCCCCUUCGACAAGCUGACAGGCUGGAACACGCUCAGCGCUGCAGGCCUGGGCUUCCUCCUGGCCCUGCUCAUCUUCAUCGACCAGAACAUCGUCAUCUCUCUCACCCACGUACCUGAACACAAGUUGCUGAAGGGAACAACGUUACACUGGGACCUGAUGUUGACAGGCUUCAUCAACAUCCUCAUGUCCUGCCUGGGGUUGCCAUGGAUGCAUGCCGCCUUCCCACACUCCUCUCUCCACGCCCGACAGCUCGCCAAGGUAGAGCAGCAUGUAGAGAACGGACACCUCUACGAAUCCAUUGUGAGCGUGAAGGAGACUCGCCUCACUUCUCUGAUCGCCAACAUCCUGAUUGGCCUGUCAGUGUUCAUGCUGCCCAUUCCCCUGCAGUGGAUCCCCAAACCAGUCCUCUACGGUCUGUUCCUCUACAUCGCUGCCACCUCCUUAGACGGCAACCAGAUGUGUGACCGUAUGGCCCUGCUCCUAAAGGAACAGACGUCCUACCCCCCUACCCACUACAUCCGCCGGGUGCCCCAGAGGAAGGUGCACUACUUCACCGGGUUGCAGAUGAUUCAGCUGAUUGUCCUGUGUGCCUUCGGGAUGUACCCGCUGCCCUACAUGAAGAUGGUCUUCCCAUUGCUCAUGAUCCUGCUCAUCCCCAUCAGAAACAACCUGCUGCCAAAGAUAAUCGAGGCAAAGUAUCUUGACAUCAUGGAUGCUCAGCACAUGUAGAGAAGGACAAACCUGCAAGGACAGAUACACGAGGGCAUUAACAACCAAAUCUGUUUAUUCUCUGAUGACGUGUUAAAAUGCACUAGAACUACAUUAGUACAAGAGGGGGUCAGGGUGGGCGCUGAGAUUUGUUGGAAGUGAGAAUCUCGGGAUGGACCACGUUAUUAUUCCUUAUGUCUGCUCUGUUGAUUUGAUUCUGUACAUUCACAAUAUAUAUGCAGGUGCUUGUAUUUAACAUUUAACAUAUUCACAUAUUAUUUUGUUCCCUGUCAUAUUUAAUACACACACAGAUAGUGACUGUUCUUUUCCUUCCUACAUCUGUGUCAAAUAUAAAUAUAAUUUUUACACUUGACUUUUUAGCUAGAGACAGCAACUCCAAAUUAUGGAAUUGUUUGGUUUAUAAUUUGUUUUAUUACUUUGGUCAAAUGUAUUCGCCAUGCAUUAGGUCUGGUUUAGCAUUUUUUUAAUGUGUCUGUUCUGCACUCAUUAGUCAUGUAAACUGUCCUGGCUGUUCCAUGUAUUAAAACAGCAACAGAAACAUUGCUUGAAUAAUCAAUGUUCUUUUGUUAAUGUCUAAGACUGUAAGAUAAAUACUAAACCCAAAGUAAACCUGAGUGUUAACUGCAUUACAGAAACAUGAUGUGAGUUUUGACCAUGGAUAAAACCCUUUGAUAUGGAAGG
Osmerus eperlanus (European smelt) is the source of this 3372-nucleotide messenger RNA. RefSeq names its product solute carrier family 4 member 11-like. The transcript is spliced from 20 exons. NCBI's taxonomy places the organism in Eukaryota, Metazoa, Chordata, Actinopteri, Osmeriformes, Osmeridae. Gene Ontology annotation, molecular function: solute:inorganic anion antiporter activity. The coding region runs from base 151 to 2691 and encodes 846 amino acids. The record is from RefSeq and is a predicted model, not a curated record. Gene Ontology annotation, cellular component: plasma membrane; basolateral plasma membrane. Gene Ontology annotation, biological process: monoatomic ion homeostasis; monoatomic anion transport; transmembrane transport.